CGAUAAAAACAAGAUUUUAGGUAGUGGCAGUGCCCACGCACUUAUAUUAUACACAAAAAAGUGUACGUUUACGUCACGUCUUGCUUGUGAGUUGCGACUUGUGAGUAGUCCUCCAUUAUUGGUUCUUCUGAAGCCAGAAAAUCAAAACGUGAUUGUUUCUUUUGAGCAGCGGAGUGUGCACAGAACCUGAAAGACUGUUGAUCAAGAGCCCAAAAUUUAAUCUUUUCAAGAAAAAGUGACAAAAGGCCCCACAUAACCAGCCAUGCUCGGCAAUGGAGUUAUCGGGAUUUUAUCCGAGUCCACGAACAAGUGGGAGAGAAGGGUACCCUUAACCCCUUCACACUGUGCACGUUUGCUCCACGGAGGAAGCGGGAAAAUGGGGGUGGCCCGCAUAAUCGUGCAGCCCUCCACAAAGCGAAUUCAUCACGAUGCACUUUAUGAAGAUGUCGGGUGUGAGAUUUCCGAGGAUUUGUCCGAAUGUGGUCUAAUUUUAGGCAUCAAACAACCACAGCUGGAGAUGAUACUUCCUGAUAGGGCGUAUGCGUUUUUCUCACAUACGCACAAGGCACAGAAGGAAAAUAUGCCUCUUCUUGAUAAAGUUUUGGCAGAGAGAGCCACUCUUUUUGACUAUGAGCUUAUAGCCGCUGACCAUGGGUAUCUUAAUCUUGGAUACUCGACACCUUUUCUCUCAUUGGGCGCAUCUUACAUGUAUUCUUCACUGGCUGCUGCUAAGGCUGCCGUAAUCUCUGUGGGUGAAGAGAUUGGUACAAUGGGACUUCCAUCAAGAAUCUGCCCACUCGUCUUUGUUUUUACUGGUGCGGGAAAUGUUUCUCAAGGAGCAAGAGAGAUAUUUAAGCUUCUUCCUCACACGUUUGUGGAACCCAGCAAACUUCCAGAUCUUUUUGAGGCCAAUGAUCAUACUCAUGAAAGACGAACUUCCAAAAGAGUUUUCCAAGUAUAUGGUUGUGUUGUGACUUGUGAAGACAUGGUGGAACACAAGGACCCUAACAAAGUCUUUGAUAAGUUGCAAGAACUGAUGAGAAAAGGCUGCCCUCUAGUCGGGAUCUCGGAUAUAACUUGUGAUAUGGGUGGCUCGAUAGAAUUUGUGAAUCAAACUACAUCGAUCGACUCACCUAUCAUUAGGUAUGAUCCGAAUGAUAAUUCGUACCAUCAUGACAUGGAAGGCGAUGGCGUUAUAUGUUCAGCUGUUGACAUUCUUCCAACAGAGUUUGCCAGAGAAGCUUCCCAACACUUCGGUGAUAUUCUAUCCCAAUUUAUUGGAAGCUUAGCUUCCUUGAAAAACCUUGAAAUAUUACCCGCACACUUAAGGAGAGCUUGCAUAGUCUAUAAAGGAGCACUGACCUCCUUGUUUGAAUACAUUCCUAGAAUGAGAAAGUCUAAUACUGAGGAUUCAUCACAAGCUCCACAAACUUCGCAGCCCACAAUGAAAUUCUCUAAACUGAUAUCUUUGAGUGGCCAUUUGUUCGAUCAAUUCCUGAUAAAUGAGGCUUUGGAUAUCAUUGAAGCAGCCGGUGGCUCCUUCCACUUGGUCAAAUGCCAAGUUGGUCAAAGCACGGAUGCUAUGUCUUACUCAGAACUUGAAAUCAGUGCAGAUGACGAAGCAGUUCUGGUUAAAAUUAUUGAUUCUUUGACCUCACUUGCGAAUUCAAGUGAGAGUCAAGUACACAGUAACCAAAAUAUAAUAUCACUAAAGAUGGGAAAAUGCGACGAAACUGGCCUUGAGAAGGAAAAUGGGAUAAAAAGUGAAGCCGUGGUCCUCAUUUUAGGCGCUGGCCGAGUUUGUCGACCAGCUGUGGAAUUUCUAACAUCACUAAAUCGUGGUUCAUCAAAAAAAUGGUUCAACUCAGACAUGAUGGAUGACUUAAAAGACAAGUCUGUUCGUGUUAUUGUUGCUUCUCUUUUCCUGAAAGAAGCGAAAGAGAAUACCGAAGGAAUUCUGCAUGCAACAGCAGUUCAGCUGGAUAUUACUAAUACGAACGACCUCCAUAACUACAUUUCACAGGUUGAUGUGGUCAUCAGUUUACUGCCUCCUAGUUGCCACAGUAUCAUAGCAAGUGCAUGUAUUCAGUUUAAGAAACAUCUUGUCACCGCUAGUUAUGUGGAUGAUUCAAUGUCCAAGCUGGAUGAAUUAGCAAAAAGCUCUGGUGUGACAAUUCUGUGUGAGAUGGGAUUGGACCCUGGAAUAGACCACAUGAUGGCAAUGAAGAUGAUCAAACAAGCGCAUGCACGAGGUGGAAACAUUAAGUCUUUUACUUCUUACUGUGGUGGGCUUCCAUCUCCCGAUGCUGCUAACAACCCAUUAGCUUACAAAUUUAGUUGGAGUCCUGCAGGUGCUAUACGAGCUGGCCGCAACCCAGCCAUAUACAAAUAUAAUGGAGAAAUUAUUCGUGUUGAUGGUUUUGGAGAAAUAAUGGGAACAUUAGCAAGAAUUGGUUUCUUCAAUACCGAGACAAGCCCCAUGCUAAAAAACGAGACGAGGCCAAUGUAUAGAACCUUUUUACUACAACUUAUGGGGUGUGAUGAUACAAAGGACUCGUCAUCAAUAGGUGAAAAAUGGAUUGCGGAUCGGAUAAUUUCUCUUGGUUUAAGCGAACAAGGUGAGGCAGCACUAAAGACUGCCAAAACUAUUGUAUUUUUGGGGUUUCACGAGAAGGAAGAAAUACCAAAGACGUGCCAAAGUGCAUUUGACGUCACAUGCCACCGCAUGGAAGAAAGAUUGGCAUAUUCUGGCUCCGAAAAGCUUACACUUUAA
Messenger RNA from Striga asiatica, 2773 nucleotides. The record is from the annotation of a GenBank genome assembly. NCBI's taxonomy places the organism in Eukaryota, Viridiplantae, Streptophyta, Magnoliopsida, Lamiales, Orobanchaceae.